UAAAAAUUAUCCAGUAUCACAUUCAACCUUGACCAAAAUGUAUCUAAAUCCACUCCUCUUAGUGUGCUUACUCUUCACUACUUCAACCAGCAAGAGUGCCUGGGAGACCCAAGUAGAAGAAAAGCUCCACCACUACGAAACACAGCUUAGCGAAAUUAAAAAACUCCUCCAAUCCGACAAAAACGACCCACAAAGUCAAAACUACCAAGAUUACAAGAUCCUACUGCCCCAAGACUGUCAGGAAGUCCUGCGACGGGAGUACAAAGGUUCCGGGUUGUACCGGAUCAAACCGGUGUACUCCCCCGAGCCCUUUUGGGUCUGGUGCGACUUGACGACCCGAGGGGGUGGCUGGACCUACGUCCUCAACCGGUUCGACGGCUCGGAAAAUUUUUACCGGAACUGGACCGACUACAAGGAAGGGUUUGGCGACCUUUCGGGAGAGUUCUGGUUGGGCCUGGAUCACCUGCAUCAAUUAACAAAUAGCAAAAGCAGCGAGUUGCUGUUCGAGCUGGUCGACUGGGAUAUCAAGAAAGCGUAUCAACAUUAUAAUCAUUUCGUGAUUGGGAACGAAACUGAAGGUUAUGCCGUCAAGGGUCUUGGGGAGUCGUAUGGGGAUGCUGGGGAUUCGUUCUCUGGACACGUUAAUAUGAAAUUUACUACGGCGGAUAAGGAUCAGGACACGAGGGUGGAGUAUAACUGCGCUGCCUAUAAUAAAGGGGCAUGGUGGUACAGCAAUUGCUACUUCAGCCAUCUCACCGGUGUGUACGUCCACGAGGGACUUCUGUCGGAGGAUAACCACAACAUACAGUGGAAUACGUUUCAUGGGUACUUCUACAGUUUGAAACAAGUUCGAAUGAUGGUGCGACCUCGAGAAUAAUUUUUUUUCUUGUGUUGUAGCAUUGUAAGAUACGAAUAAAGUUUUGGAAAUUUUGUCAAGUGUGAA
Zophobas morio is the source of this 943-nucleotide messenger RNA. Its product is annotated as microfibril-associated glycoprotein 4-like. NCBI's taxonomy places the organism in Eukaryota, Metazoa, Arthropoda, Insecta, Coleoptera, Tenebrionidae. Bases 38 to 877 code for a protein of 279 amino acids. The transcript has 3 exons. The record is from RefSeq and is a predicted model, not a curated record.